Gavialis gangeticus (Gharial) is the source of this 3479-nucleotide messenger RNA. It is a transcript of the gene MIMS1, whose product is annotated as family with sequence similarity 210 member A. Gene Ontology annotation, cellular component: mitochondrion. The record is from RefSeq and is a predicted model, not a curated record. NCBI's taxonomy places the organism in Eukaryota, Metazoa, Chordata, Crocodylia, Gavialidae. The coding region runs from base 784 to 1710 and encodes 308 amino acids. The transcript is spliced from 5 exons.
CCCGUCUCCUUGGCCAGGGCCUGUGGCGGGGUCUGGCGGGAGUCCCGCGGGCGCCGGGCCCAACCCGCAGCCCACUUGCUCCUUCUCGUAGCGCGGGAGGCAGCAGCCCGGCCCCGCGCGCUCGCUCUCUUCCCCGCCUCUCUCUGGGCCUUCCCCGCAUGCCCCUGAGGAAGGGGGAAAGGCUCCUUCCUGGGGCGAGCCCCGUGCGGGAGGCCGCGCGGCCAGGUCUUCAGUGUGAAAGGAUCGUAUUGGAAGCUCCAAAUGAUCCUGUUUGCUGGAAAACUACAGUAGGCUGAGAAAGAAACGUGCAAAUAAAUCUUCUUUAUUUUCCGUUGCUCGCUGUAACUUGCGAGUGAGAGAGACCUGGGGCAUCCAAGUUGAAGCAUUUCUCUAUUAUAGUGCUGACGGCAAACCCCAAAGUCAGUUAAGACUCUAACAGCGACUUGAGUUUUGCAUGUGCUGCAUCAGUAAGUGGCCUCAAAAACGAGCACGUUUUGAACACUUUUACUGUUCUUGAUCAUAUGUCGUACAAGGGUUGAAACGAUCGUACAAAUAUGGUGAUUGUCGUACGCCAGGUAACGCUGGUGGGAGGCAACGUUUCGCAGAAGCCUUUGUUCUGGUAACUCUGUCUUCAGCGAAUGCAUGAUCUGUAUUUCUAAGUUAUAAAACAAGCAAGAAAAAAAUAGUUUCAAGCUCUUUCUAUAUUGCAAUUCUGCAACUAUCAGAGGGAAUUGUAGCCAGCUAUCACCCUUCAUCAAAAUUCAAAGGAAUUUAAUCCAGACCAUGUUCCAGCCAGUGCAUAGGACAUGUUGGGUACUACAUCGCACCAAUAUAUACCAGUGCUUAAAAGGAAAACCAGUUUUGCCUUGGACUAGAUGCCUUCGAAAACAGUGUCUACAUGCAUCUGCUGCACUCUUUAUUUUAAACAAAAGUAAGCCAUUGCGUAUGUUCUCAUCCCAACCAGAAGAUACUCGCCACAAAGAAUUAAAGGAAGAAAGUCCUUUGAAUCCAUCCAGGGAUGCACAUAAGGGAGGUACUGCAGAACCAAGUUCUUUAGAAGCUGACCCUCUAGAAGACAAAUCACUUGGUCUUGUUCAGAGGUUCAAGAAGAUUUUAAAACAGUAUGGAAAGGUUGUGAUUCCAGUGCAUGUCUUGACUUACAGCAUAUGGUUUGGAUCCUUUUACUAUGCAGCCAUGCAAGGCAUGAAUGUUGUUCCUAUCCUAGAAGCUCUUGGCCUGCCAGAAAACAUCAUAAGCUUUCUGAAAAAUUCUGAGACUGGAAAUGUACUAACUGCUUAUACCUUGUGUAAGAUUGCAUCUCCUGCCAGAUACAUCGUGACUUUGGGAGGAACGUCCAUUACUAUCAAGUAUCUUCGCAAGCACGGCUACCUGUCCAGACCACCUCCAGUAAAGGGAUACCUGCACGACAGGAUGGAAGAAACAAAAGAGCUUCUCUCAGGGAAGAUGGAGGAAACCAAGGAUAAAAUAACAGAGAAAAUGGAGGAAACCAGGGAUAAAAUAACAGAAAAAAUGGAGGAAACCAAGGGUAAAAUAACAGGGAAAAUGGAGGAAACCAAGGAUAAAAUAACGGAGAAAAUGGAGGAAACCAAGGAUAAAAUAACAGAGAAAAUGGAGGAAACCAAGGAUAAAAUAACAGAGAAAAUACAAGAAACCAAAGAAAAAGUUUCAUUUAAAAAAAGAAACGAAUAGGCAGGUGCUCUAACUUGUUUGUCUAAAACUUGCACACUUUAACCCUAUGGAGAGUCUGCAUGUAAAGAAGCAUGUAUCCUCCUGAUCUUUGGAUGCUUAGAGAAUAUCAUGUUUUAAGGGUUAAAUACUUUUGUAAACUGUUCAAGGCUAGAGUUAACUUUAAAAAGUCCAAGAAGAUGAAAAUGAAACCAGUUUUAGAAAUUUUGUGUAGUGUAGUGGUCACGGCUUCUAAAUCAAGAUACUUCUCCAAGAUCCACAAUAUUAUUUUGUUCUUAUCUUAGGUAGGGACCAUAAUUUUGUCACUGAGUCCUCUAGUCUACAAGAGGAAAGAUUUAUCUUCCAAAGAAACCUUAUAGCUUGGUUUUCAGCUAUAGAUAUGCAUUGAAGUCUCUGUAACCCCUGUUGUCUCUUAACUUUGAGGCAAACUAUUAUCUGUUAUGCUGCAAAUGAAUGAGCUAUUCAUCCACAGGUGUAAACUGCUAUCGCAGCUUUGGUUUCAGUUAAGCUCUGACAAGUUACAAGUUAAGGAUCUGGGCCCUUGUUUUAAAAAAUUGUCUUCAGAUUUUCAGAAGUCUUUCCUCUGAAAAGCGAUAGUAAGAUGUGUUCAUCACAACUGCCACAUGUUUAGUUAUAUUCUGUUUUUUAUAUGAAGUUGAAUUAAAAUUGAGAAUGUCAUAGAAUAACUGAAUAAAAUGGACUAAUUAUACCUGUAUACUAGCUAAAUCAAAGCAUCUUUUCUUUUAUAAUUAUGCAGUCACUUUAGAGAUGUGUUCAGCUUCACAGUUGCUUCACGACAAUAAAAUUAAGUUGAAGAGGGAUAAGUCCUCACCUACUAUUGGAGUAUUGACAAGAUGGUUUUUAAGAAACAUUUUGCUGGAUUUUGAGGCAGACCCAUGUGUUGUUCACCUUGCACAAGGAUACCACUGAUUUACCACUAUAUGACAGUUUGCAUGUGUAGAAUGAGUAGGAUUCUAAUGACAGUAAACCCUGAAUCUGCCAUGCUGUCCCCUUGGUUUUUGAUUAACCUGAAAGGCUAGGUUUUAAUUCACACUUCAGUAGUUGAUCUAAAUACUGUUCCAUCAUAGAAAGACUAAGGCUGAAGCCAUAUGCCAUCUUGCUACAAAGAUACACUCAUUUAGUGUUAGCCCGCAAGCAAGAAAGGAAAUGGCUUUUUGGUUUAUAUUAGGCAUCUAUGUCAUUUCUAUUACAAAUAUAAUUUCUCAGCCAGAUGUCUGUUGCCUCUGCAUAUUUCACAAAAGAUUUUCAUUAAAGAAAGGCAAAGGAAUUAGCAGGAUAUACUGACUGUGGGGUCAGAGUAAGAGUUUCUGAUUCUGACUCCAUUAUCAGUUCUGCCUGAUUUGUUCUCUGGUGUUGAUAGUGUCACUUAAAGCUUGAUUUAUUGACAUCAGUUAUUGAGCUUCCACUAGCUUAAUGACUCGAGAUCAGCCCUUCAACUGCCCUGCCUCAGUUUUACCAUCUGUUAAAUAGUGACUCAUAGAUAUAAAGCUUCUUACCCCACAAGGGGUGUUGUGAGGCAUGAUCGGGGGGGGGGUUGCCCUGUUGAUAUCAAAUGCCAUGGCCCCAGUAAGUGGUAUUAAAUGUUUGGGUCUUUUUGACAAUGUUGCUGAAUGGGUGCUAGAACUGUAGGGUGUUUUUGAAAUAACUAAUUUUGAUCUUUCACUUGCAUAUGUAAAAACCAAGUUCAAACUUAGUUUAGCAACAGUCGUAUACUAGCAGUUGGUAAUAGAACAGUAUGUGUCCUUACUGUU